Annulohypoxylon maeteangense is the source of this 1356-nucleotide messenger RNA. RefSeq names its product sure-like protein. The record is from RefSeq and is a predicted model, not a curated record. Bases 123 to 1022 code for a protein of 299 amino acids. The transcript has 2 exons. Gene Ontology annotation, molecular function: nucleotidase activity. NCBI's taxonomy places the organism in Eukaryota, Fungi, Ascomycota, Sordariomycetes, Xylariales, Hypoxylaceae.
GCAACUCGAUCUGAUAGACCCCAAAUAAGCAGGAUAUUUAAAUGAAUCGACAGCCCACCUGAUGUAGCUCCCCCAGCCGUCGUCUCAUCGAUCUGUGAUCAUCGUCGAGCCUCAUCGCCAAAAUGCGUGCCCAACUCCUUAUCUCCGCACUGCCCGUUCUGGGAGCACAGGGUCUGCGCAUCCUUCAAUCGAACGAUGACGGCUGGGCCGAGAACUACAUCCGCACGUUGAACGAUGCGCUCAACGCCGCUGGUCACGACGUCGUUCUUUCCGCCCCGGCCGAGAAUAAGUCCGGUUCUGGCUCAACCGACAUUGAACCUUCCCCGCGCAGCAGCGCUUGCGAGUACAACAGCUGCCCCGCGAACAGCGGCCCCAUCGGCACCAACGCCACCAACACGCGCCUGAACUGGGUGAACUCCUUCCCGGUAACCUCCGCGCGCUACGGCAUCGACACCAUCGCACCUCCCCUGUGGAACGGCGCAGCCCCCGAACUCGUCGUCUCGGGUCCCAAUGUCGGCGGCAAUUUAUGGCUUCAAGUCCCGUUUUCCGGCACCGUCGGCGUCGCCGUCUUCGCCAGCAAAGAGCGCGGGAUCCCCGCCCUCGCCUUCUCCGGCGCUGACGACACCCGCACCGCCUGGGACGCGAGCCCCGUUCCCGCCAGCAGCACCGUGUACGCACAGCUCGCGACCCAGCUCACCCAGGCCGUCAUCAAGUCCGGCACUCCGUAUCUUCCUGAAAACACCUUCCUCAACGUCAAUUUCCCUAGCGUCUCGGGUGCCUGCACUGAUCCUGCUAAGUUCAAGUGGGUGCUUAGCCGUAUCAACCCGGGUAUUUUCUCCGACAAGGAUGUUGAGACUUGUGGGACUAAUAGACUGCCUACUGAGACGAGUGUGAUUGAUGCGGGGAAUUGCCAGAUCUCGGUUAGUGUGGGGGAUUCGAAUGAUAAGACGACGGCGCCGGCGGAUAAGCAGGCUGUUGUGUUGAAGAAGCUGGGGAGCUUGUUGACUUGUAUUCAAUCGUAGGCCCUUGGAGGCUUGAAGGGGGGGGUUGGGGAGGAACUUCGAGUGUAUAUUUUAGGAUCUAAAAUUCUGUAGGAUGGGUAAUAGUUAGUUGUGUACGAUGAUGAUCAGGCUGGAUAGCACUGGUGCGAUACUUAGCUGUGAAGUUCUUGUUGGGAGACUUGCACCCUGAUUUGCGAACGAUGUCGCGGUGUAUGCGAAAUCUGAUAGCCUGGACAUGGUUUAGAACGCGAGGGUUCUUGCAGGUCGCGUCGCUGUACGGCCUGGGGGAAGGUAAUCAUCGUUCGGUUCCUGGAAGCACAUAGGCAUACGAUUAAUUGCACAUAUCUUGCCCAAA